This is a messenger RNA of Rubroshorea leprosula, 483 nucleotides long. Lineage: Eukaryota; Viridiplantae; Streptophyta; Magnoliopsida; Malvales; Dipterocarpaceae. The record is from the annotation of a GenBank genome assembly.
AUAUAUCCCGAAAUUUGUAAGUUAUCUUUGUUGGGUUCAAACUUCAAAGAGCAAUACAGUAUUGUUAAACCUGUAUUCCAAACUAAUACAUUUGAUUUUACCUAAAAAAAUAAUGUUAAAUCCAAUUAGUUUUGCUUGCUGCAAUAACAAAUGGAGGAUUCUGUCAGAAAUUCCCUAAUGUGGGGUAUAUAUAUGCUGGGGAAUUUCACCCAUUUGUUGUUAUAUACUAUAGAUGUAAAACAAGUUUCAUGUAAUGCUUAUUUUGCCUGCAAGAUGGAAUAGGUAACAAGAUCCUUUUCAUUUUAUUUUCAUGAAUGCAUGAUACAGGGAGUUUGCGUUAAGCAUGGCAUUUUUUGCUGUGAAUUUUGGGAUGGAAAGGGGUGUGCAAUUUCCUUUCUGUUUUAGUUAUUGAGCUUGCCGUUCGCCGUACCAACACAAUGCCUUUAAUGUUUCCAACUAUCAAAAUAAAUUGAGUUUGGAAUU